AGUUCUGUGUCGCGUUUCUCCUGCGACGAACGCCUUGUCGCUCGGCCUCACAAUUUCAUUAUAAUAAAAUUGAAAUUUGAUUUGUUAACAUACGCAUAAUAUAAAUAAUGUGUCUCAGAAGUUCAUAUUGAUCGUGCGCUUAAAAAUAUAAGUGUAGUGUUUUCAAUAUACCUGGAUAAACUUUAUAAAUACAAGGUGCAUUAUUCAGCUUGAACUUUGAAGAGUGAACAAGAUGGAGUAGGUAGUGAGAAUGCGGUGGUUUAAGAAAGGCGAGCCGCCGCGGCUGCUCGCCGUCUCACCAGAAGCCGAAACGAGAUCCACACGAAGAUCCAGGAUUGAUGAAUCACCGGUGCGGUACCCUCAACGAAAAAGCAGCAGCAGCUCAGUAGAAACAAACUUUUAUAACCUUAACGAUCAAAUCAUUAUUGUCGAGAAAUCGCCUCAUCGAUUUCACCGAAGUAACGAGACUCCAGUAACUCGCCGCAUAUCACUUCAGAACGGUCCCACUUCACCUCAUGAUAGCUAUAAUGCCACACGGAAAAAUCGCGGGGGCUCAUUGGAGAAAGAAUAUACGAUAUAUCGGGAAAAACGAAACCCGUUGCUUGAUAAGGUAAAAAAUACAAAACUGUCUUGCUUUAAGUCAAGCGGCCCCUUACGACACACAGAAGAUACGGCGUCUACAUCAGGAAGUGAUUGUAGCGGUUUCGGUCAUAUUGAAGACGCUAACCACUGUCGUUAUACAAACAACUACGCUGGGAGUCACUUAGAGUUUGAAAAUCAAAACCCUUGGGUAAAAAUGCCAAACUACGAUGAUGACGUAUUUUUUGCCAAAAAUAUGACUAGUCCUGGCGAUAGCCAGUGGAGGGAAGGCAAAUCGUUUACCAACAGAGGCACACGAUGCUACAGCUCUGGUUCAGAGUGCGAUCGUUACCACGUUAUACCGAAGGCAGGUGCAAAGUUAUCUAAAUCAAGUGAUCAAAUCUUUAAUGAUGAUUACGAACCUUACGACGACAUUUCAUAUGUAAAGUCGCAGGACAAGACUGAUAAAUGUAAGAGUAAUAAAAAUGAAAAAGAUACAAUAGGUCCUAGUUCCUGUCUUUCUGCCAAACUAAGAGCAAUGUCAGACCGUUAUUUAAAAUCAUCUACAAAUAAAUUUUUGUCGAAAUUGUAUAGGCCGAAUGGUGAAAAUGAAGAGGAAGUAAACGGUAGUAACGAUAAUAUAUUGAAAUCAAGUAAUACGAAGAAUAGAAAAAAACGAGGUGGUGUCAAAGCAAAGUUACGUAGUUUUUCUUACGGCGCAUUACCCGGUUUGGAUGAAUUCCAAAAGGAUCACAACUCAGUUUUUCAUGAUGAUGUAUACCAAGUAUCGUGUGACGAUGAAAACGUUUUGAUAAAAGACUGCGAAGAUGCUGAUUCUGGCAUAUUAGUCAACGAAUCGGCAGCAUCAUCCAUAUUUGAUAGUGACAGAAUAUCUUCACGAUGUGAAAGUUCUGCCUCUCAUGUUAACACUUUGCUUCCGUGUCAUGGUAGAAGCAUAUCCAGUGAUCAAAGCUAUACUCGUAGACCUAGAUCAUCUGGCCGAAUUAGCAGAGAGCGGAGUGAUCACCCAAAACCAAGACCUCGACAAACCCAAAGGGCACUGUCUUUAGAUCGAAAGGAAAUCCUGAGACGCAUGCCAAAGAAUAAUGAUGAUUAUGCAGAACCUCAAUAUUUACAAUUAACAGAAAAACAAAAGAUGCGACAACGAGAUAUAAGUUUAGGAGAUUCUGGGAUUCCUCCUAUACCUCCAUGUAGAAAACCAGCUAAAUGCAAGAAAGCUGAAAAAUCUGAAUUCAAAGUUGUAAGAAUAAUAAGAAACAAUCCAUCCGAUGAAUUGGGAAUUUUCAUUGCUAAGACUAAAUUAACUGACGAAGGCCACGUGGGUUAUUUAGUGGCACAUGUUGUACCUGGAGGCUUAGCUGAAAAGGAGGGUACAUUGCGCAUCGGAGAUGAACUAUUAAACGUAAAUGGCCGCAGGCUUCGAGAUUUAACAAUGGCCGAAGCGAAAGACGCAUUAAAAUCAGGUUUAUCUGAAAUAGACAUCGUGAUUUGCCGGCAACGUGAAAAAUCGGCAGACAGCAGACAAAGAGAACCAUCACAACGUAGUAUUAACUUAAUGCGUGAAAGUUCAGUUGAUUAUGAAAACGCAAUAAUAUUAGGAAAGGAAAAACGCGUUGAUAAAUAUGACGUCAGGAUAGACCGACGGUCGCAGGAUGAGUCGGCGUGUAAUCGCCACGCGCUAUCAGCUGCGGACGAGCCGGCCGACAGCACGUCGCAUGCGCACUCACAUUUCCUCAAGGGUCAGAACGCGAGCUAUAGCAGCAUGAACAACAAGUUGUUGCGUCGGCAAGUUGUCAGUUACGGUGGCGCAAAUAAAGACGGCCUGGCUCUUAGUUGCGCGGGAGACAUCGUAGACGUUGACGUCGCAGAUGGUUCGGAACGGUACAAAAAUGGACAGGAUUGUGGAAAUGAUAUACAAACACCGAACGCAGCAAAUUUUUGCACACUCCCGCGGAGACCUCGAGCGCCCACGCAUUCUUAUCAUACCAUAACCUUUGAAAAGGGACACGGGAAGAAACCGCUUGGAUUCACGAUCGUUGGUGGACGUGACUCUCCUAGAGGGCCACUCGGUAUUUUUAUCAAAAGUAUACUUCCACAAGGACAAGCUAUAGAUGACGGCAGACUAAAAGCAGGAGAUGAAGUUCUAGCAGUCAAUGGGCAGGCAUGUCACGAACUGGCGCACGUCCAAGCUUUAGCGUUGUUCAAAUCAGUACGAAGUGGUCCUAUAGAACUGAGAGUUUGCCGGAGAGUGAAGAAUCCUCAGUAAGUAUUAUACCAGUUCAUUACUAAUACAAUAAAACCUAUUUUUCCUUAUUUCUCAAUAACAAUUUAAACUGUUUAAAAACCUAACCGCAAAAGUAAAGUCAUGGGUUCAUCCGUUUUUAAUUUUUGUUGCGCUACUUUCAAAUAGUUUUAUACGAUGAAAUAACAUACGAAUAAGCUGUAAUUGUAAAUGACAAAAUAACAUCAUAAUUAUAAGGGUCCUAUCAC
Diatraea saccharalis (sugarcane borer) is the source of this 3090-nucleotide messenger RNA. The record is from the annotation of a GenBank genome assembly. NCBI's taxonomy places the organism in Eukaryota, Metazoa, Arthropoda, Insecta, Lepidoptera, Crambidae.